Messenger RNA from Serendipita indica DSM 11827, 771 nucleotides. The record is from the annotation of a GenBank genome assembly. NCBI's taxonomy places the organism in Eukaryota, Fungi, Basidiomycota, Agaricomycetes, Sebacinales, Serendipitaceae.
AUGGGAAUAACACGGAGAGGUUCACUGGACGCACUGAGUCCAACAUUGCGUUGUAACGUCGAGGUGAUCGCCUCUGGAAAGGGUCACCGUGCAACUGCCAUUGUCCCUCGGCCAGCUUCGCGGAGGGCACCUUCGUGUGACACGAUUGUUUCACCUGUCGCAUCGAAAGAGAAUGGCGGAAAAGUAUCAAAUUUUGAUCCACCUAGAGAAGAGGACGACCUCAUUCUGGCACCCGUCGAGGGGAGCAACCUUCCUAGACCAGCAAGAGUUCAUCGAAAAGGCCAUGUCAAGAAGAAUGCACCAGAGCGUUUCUAUGUCAACGCUCGAAUGAGAGAGCAGUCUUCUCCAGUAUCAGAUUACUCCAAUAGUCGCGAAGUCGAGGAAACUCCAAUGAGUCCCGUGGUGGAUCCUGGGGAUGAUGACUGGGUCACAAGUCCAACCGGAGUAUCUGGAAGACAUCGAUAUCCGUCCAUCUUCGAGGACUAUUACGGCGCAGGCUCUCCAAUACCCGAAAGCCCACUUCACACGAUUGAAUCACUCAGUCUGUCCGCCAAAAGACAAGGAGUAGAGCGACAGACUACAGUCGAUGAGCAGAAUCUAUGGGGAGAAUUCUGGACAGAUGCCAUGCGACGACGUGCCACUGAGAAAAAGUCGAACAAUGCACUCAAGCGAACGGACACGCUGGAAGUGUCUGCGCUUUUGAAGCAUCGACGCCAGUUGGUAAAGGAAGGAAGAGGACGAGAGGAUUCCAUUAUGGAAGAAGAAUUGUAA